AAUAACGGCGUUGCUCGAACUACCGUUCAGUUUGCGAGCGUUGGUCGUCAGCAGCGGACGUGCGUCGUGGCGAUUGCAGAUAAAUAUAUACGUACAUUUGGUGGAAAAUCGAAUUUCGCAACGGAGCGUGCGGCGUGCGUUAAAGUCUCCGGCAUUUCCCCACUAAGUUUUCCUCAACUCAACUGGGCUUAGCUUGGCUCAGCUUAAGCUAGAUCAGUGCCGGCCACGUGCAAAUGGCAAUCAUUGAAACAAUCUAUGCAGAAAUGAAAAAACGCCACUGCACUGGGCAAACAUAAUUAAUUACGCGGCGCUGUGAAGUGCGUGCGUGUGUUAAAUAAAAAUAAAAAUAAAAGUAAAAAUCAUUAUUAAUUGCACUUCAAGCGCUUUUAAAUACGCAUCGAGUGCCGCUCUGUCUGUCAAUCGGCUGGAUUUUCUGCGGUUUCACUGCGUGUCGCGUACAUAAACAACAACAGAACCCUGAACUCAAGUGAAGUGCAGUGCUGUGAGUGUGGCCAGCGUUUCGGUGGGUCGCUUGUUGUGCGCGCAAUUUCCGGCUUCCGGUUCCGCCGGAGCUACUUCCGCGUCCGGUCGACUAGGCGCAACAUUAAUUUGCCAACGCCAGAAGAGUAAUCACAGCCCAAACAACAAAAAAGUAAGCCCCGGUUUUAUUGGCCAAAAGAUAAACAAGACAGAAAAGUGCUAAAUUUCCGUCUAAAGAGCAGACUCAAGUGUUCCGCAUAAAUUCGAAUAAAAAUAUAUUCAAAUAUUCUGGUCCUGCAAAGUGAUAUCCAAUUAACAGAUUCCUCUACAAAUAGUACACAUGUGCCAACCCAAAAGCUGAGCGGUUUCGGACGGAAUAAACGUCAAACAGGAAAAUCCAUACCAACGAAUCCCUGGAUAAGUGAUGAAGUCAUGAGACCGACAUUCGAUCGACGCCUCUGGAUAUUAUUGUUCAUUAUUUCAGUACAAUGUACCACCUACACACAACCACAAAAUAUCAAUGCCAAGUCAGUGCAGAAGCCAAAGCCCUCCGAGCGUCGAGAAGUCAUCAGCAGGAGCAGCUCCAGCAGUCACAGUUGGCCCAGCAUAUCAGCGGAGCCGGCCGACGAGUUAGUUGACCACCAUGGCGGCGGUAAGCCGGCAAAAUGCACCAAAAACUGCCAAAAGGCUAAGGCCAAGUGGGCCAAGUGGCGGACGCAGCUGAAGCCACAUCACCAAGCCCACCGCGCUGUGCAGCACAAGGAGGUCAGGCAACGGCAGCGCCGCGAGACGGAGGAGGAUGAGCUGGACUCGGUUUUGCGGGCACCCAGCUCCACGAGCAGCUCCACCGCGGUGGCCACCACAGUCCAGGCCACUAGUUCCAGCUCCUCGGCCACCAGGAGCUCGCUCAUCAAUGAAAGCAAGGCGAAGAGGCCGCGAUCCACGCUCCAUUUGGCGCCGGAGGAUAUGCAGCCAAAGCGCAAGGAGCCGGUGAUCAUCAUCGACGAUGUGGAGGAGUUUGAUAGUGGCACCAGCACCAGUGACCUAAUCGCGCGCAAGAGCCGCGAGGAGGCAGAAGAGGAGGAGGACGACGGUCCACUGGAGCCCAGAGUCCUGCCCCUGCGACCAGUGCCUCCGAAUCCCUACGAGGCGGAGGAAAUGUCGGUGGUCUAUGCGGAGCAGCACUCCGAGAUCAAGCUGAUGUGCGAGGUGGAUCUGGACAUUGCCACCAGCAUGUGGUACAAGAACGGCCAGGUGGUCCACGCCAUGGACCGCACCGCCCGCGUCACCGACUAUCGCUUCAUCAAGGAGGCUAAUGGCGCCCUAACCAUCACCAACGUCAUGCUCGAGGACGACGGCAAGUGGCAGUGCGAGGCGGAGAACACGAGGCGCUACACGGAGAACGCCCGACCCGUCAAGCUGGUCGUCCUGGAUCGACCCAAGCCGCCGUAUUUGCUGAUCGACUCCCGCCGCCUGGACGCCAGCAAUCUGUUUGUGCCCGUGAAGGAGAACUCGGAGCUGAACCUGGCCUGCGUCAGCGAGGGUGGUAAUCCACGACCCACGCUCACCUGGGAGGUGCUGCUCAGUCCGGGCGUGGACCGGCAUGCCCAGAAGGUGUCCGCCGAGGUGCUGGAGCUGGAGGAGAUCAAGGGCGAGAAGCUCGACAAAGAUGGCUACAAAAUCAAUAGCGGCGCAAAGAGCGAAGCCCGAUUACCGGCGGUCUAUAGGGCGCAUCAUAACGCCAGGAUCCUCUGCGUCAUGGAGCAUCCCACGCUGAAGAUCCGCCAGAAUGCCUCCCUGCUCCUGGAUGUGCAAUACACGCCCUCCUUCGCCAUAUCCCGCACACCUGGCUUCGGUUAUCCGCUCCGCGAGGGCAUCGAAGUUAGCCUCAAGUGCGACGUCGACUCCAAUCCCCCGAGCACGCCCCGCUGGCAGAAGGACGAUGGUGACACGCCGGUGCCGCAAACGGGCGAUGGUUUCCUCAACUUCACAUCGAUAAGGCGCGAACAUUCCGGCUGGUACAAGUGCACGUCCCGGCACCUCAACUUUCAAUACUCGUCGAUUGGCUAUUACCUCAGUGUGCGAUUUGAUUCGGUGGAUGUGACCUCCGAGCCGGAUGAUCAGGAUGUUUCCGUGGCAGCUGCCUCGCACAAUCCCAACAAGGGCCAGCUGGAAGUGCAGCUGGGCGGAGCGGUAACCCUGCAGUGUCCUCAAGGCUCCCUGGGCUGCUGGUCGCACUUGGAUCCCAUUUCGGCCCGGUUACGUGGCCUUGGCUACGGCAGCAGCCAGCCCACCGGCCAGUUCUCGCUCAAGGACGUUAUGUACCAGGAUGCGGGCAUGUACAAGUGUGUGGGCCAGUCGCCCACCAACAAGAAGAAGCUGGAGGUCCUGCAGAGCGUCACGGUCUCCGUAAAGGGUGCUCCCACAGUCAUGGCUUUGAAUGCCACGCCCGUUGCCUAUCCGGGAUCACCGCUGCACCUGAACGUGGAGUUCUGUGCCAAUCCGCCGGCUCAUGCCGCUCGAUGGCUGCACGGAGAUCGUGUCUUCACGCCCGGAAAUCAGUACGGCAGCACGGUGCUGGCCUAUGCGGUGAAGGAUCUGCCCACGCCUUUCUGCAAGGAGGCGAGACUCACCUACGUCAGCAUGCACGAAAGGGUUCCAAGGACCUUUUACUUCAUUGUUUCCACGCCAGGUGGCGUUGCGGAGGCGAUCUUCAACGUGAACUUCACCAAGCGCCACCGACAGCUGUCGAACUCCAUCGACGACGACGAGGAGGAGGAGCUCAAUCGGCCGGAGCAGAUCCACUUUCCCGUCUUCAAUGGCAGUCCCGCCGAUGGGCGUGGCGGGUGGGCGGUAGUCUUAGCCCUGGUUUUGGCCCUGGCAACUAGAAACCGCCAUUAGAUUUAGUUGGGACCCUGUGAGAGUGAAAGCUGAAUGAAUGAUUUCUUAGGGAGUGACUGACGCGUUUACUACACCGAAUGUUCUAUGUAAUCUAACCCCCUAUGGCUAAGCAUAUGUAUGGAUUUACCCAGUUACUCGACAUUACCAUGUGAACUAUGCUACACAACUACUACUCUAUAUAGCAAUACAUAUGUGUAUCUGUAACCGAUUUAGCCAAGCAUCCAAAUUGCCCUAGUCUAAGACCCCAGGCCCAUCAGUAUCCCAUAAAAGAAAAACACACUUUUCUAGAUCCCCCAAAAGGAACCGGAACCGACUCUUUAACCCUAAGCUAUUCGAAUAUUUUUACUGUAACCCCUAGCUGUAACUGUAACUGUAACUGUAAUGGUAACUGUAACUGUAACCCUAUCGCUGUAUGUCAAUGUGUAUGAGUGUGCGCUUAACUUAAAUGCCAAAGCCAGAAAUCGUAAGGAAAAGUUUACAAUUCUUUGGAUAAAAACAUUGUUAUAAAGUUGAUUAUUACGAAUACUUUAAGUUCCUUUUCGACGAAGAAGAGAUCUCGAGAAAGCGACUGAUUUUGUUAAAUAUUUUGAAGAUGUUUAGAACUAAAAGCACGACGAGGAGAACCUAUAGUUUAAAAAUGUAUAUGAGGAAGUCAGAGACGAAGUAAUACUUACCAGGCACGAACAAAUUCCUUCCAUUUGAAAAGUUUGCCCCGAGCAAAGAAACUGUAAGAUAUUUUGGGAAAUCAAAUUAAGCGAAUGAUCAAAAGAGUUUUAACCUAAACGAAUUGGGUUUUAUUAGGCAUUAAAUCGCACCCUAUAAUUUCACUAUGAGUUUCCAAUCGUUUGAAAGGACCAAAAACGAAUCGUUUUCAUUUACUACGAAUAUUUUUGUAACACAAACAUAAGCAUAUUUAUAGCCCCAAAACAAAUGAGAGACCCUCCACAUAAGCGAUAUUUGUAAAUAAAUGUUCAAGUAGAGAAUUGCUCAAACCAAAGCGUAAAAGCAAAUAAAAUACCAGAUAUGAUAUAAAAAGUGUUAAAUGUUGUUCGAACGCCUAACUAAAGCGACUAAAAUAUCAUAUGUAGCGGUUCAACGAGUAAACUAAACAAUAAUGUAUGUAAAAUAACAACACACACACAGCCACUGAAAAGUUCGUUUACCAGCUAUUGUAAAAUAUUUCAGUUUAAGGAUCAGCAAUGUAUGUGCCAGCGAAAUCGAAAUCGAAAUCGAGAUCGUUUGCUUGCCACAGAAUUUUUUGUACAAAGCCCAAGCUUUUGUAAUUUAUUUCUUAGUCGAUCUAAGCUUCAGAUUAUUCUAUAUCCUAUGCGCAAUACAUACAAAUAUAUAUAUAUAUAUGGGUAGGCUAAGCGAUCAGUGUAAAAACCAGAAAUACUUAGAAGAACCUAACGCCAAUUUGAGCCACAGCAAAAUUACAUUUGCAGAGUUCCAAGAAUUCUGACAAAGAGCGGAGAGCAUUGUAAAAUGAUAAGUUUAAAUUGAGAUUUAAUUAAUUAUUAAUAUGAUAUAAAUGGGAUUGGAGUGGAGUAUGUGCGUACCCUAUGUAUAGUUCAGUUUAGUGAUUUAGAAAGAGAGUAAUUUUUUUCGCUCCUUGGGUUCAUUGUCAGCUGAAAAUUGCGAAACUGUAAGAACAAUGCAAGCAAACACGUCGUCAUGUUAACUAACUAAUAAAUUACUAAACAAGUGAAUUACUAAGCAAAAUGUAUUUAUGAUUCAUUGUGUUGGUAAUAUUUACAAAAUAUAAUUUAUAAACAAAGCCAACAAACAAACGAACAAACAUAUAUGUAUGACUAAAGAAAAUACUAGCUCCUAAGUGCAACACAAACCGAAUGUGGCAAAUUAAUUUUAAACCAAUGAGUAAUUACGAUAAUUGCGAUAUGAGAGACAGAAUGUUCAUCUGUAGUGCAAAAUGUUUGAAUAGUGCGGUCGAGUGGGGACACUAUUAACCCAUACAAUUACGAUUACAAAUACAAAUACAAAUACAAAUAC
This is a messenger RNA of Drosophila simulans, 5391 nucleotides long. It is a transcript of the gene tei, whose product is annotated as irregular chiasm C-roughest protein. Gene Ontology annotation, cellular component: cell-cell junction. NCBI's taxonomy places the organism in Eukaryota, Metazoa, Arthropoda, Insecta, Diptera, Drosophilidae. Gene Ontology annotation, biological process: cell-cell adhesion. The transcript is spliced from 12 exons. The record is from RefSeq and is a predicted model, not a curated record. Bases 913 to 3381 code for a protein of 822 amino acids. Gene Ontology annotation, molecular function: cell adhesion molecule binding.